AAGAGAAGAAGAAAAAGAGGAGGAAGGAGAAGAAGGAAAAAAGGUUAACAUUAGAGACAGUUAUAAAGGUGACUGUGGUUGUAUGUAGAACCUCUGGAGAGCCAGGAUGCCGCUGGAGGUCCGAUGGCCGUUCCCACAAUGCCCUGCGCUGGCGUGGCGGGUCUCCAGCUCCUUCAUCAUGGGCAUGGUGGGAACGUAUUCCUUCAUCUGGACCAAGUACAUGAACUACAUGAUCGUCCACAACCAGGAGGUUCUGCUGGACCUGAUUGACCACCGGCCGUCAGACACGCCCCUCAUCACUUUGUCCAAUCACCAAUCCUGCAUGGACGACCCGCACAUCUGGGGUGUCCUGAAGCUGCGGCAUCUGUGGAGCUACAGGAAGAUGCGAUGGACGCCGACAGCGUCUGACAUCUGCUUCACCAGAGAGCUGCACUCCCGGUUCUUCAGCCGAGGAAAGUGUGUUCCUGUCUGCAGAGGUGAGUCCGAGCAAAGCCCCAGUUCCAGUUUCUGCACAAAUAAAAGACGCAGUAACAGUUUGUCUCCUGCAGGGGACGGUGUUUACCAGAAGGGCAUGGACUUUGUCCUGGAGAAACUCAACAAGGGAGAAUGGGUCCACAUUUUCCCUGAAGGGAAAAUCAACAUGACGGAGGAAUUUAUCCGCCUGAAAUGGGGUGUAGGUCGGCUGAUAGCAGAGUGCUCUCUGAAUCCCAUCAUCCUGCCGCUUUGGCAUGUAGGUUUGACCGACGUCCUGCCAAACGAGUCGCCCUACAUUCCUCGGACCGGGAACAGGAUCACGGUCCUGGUGGGAAAACCUUUCAGCGUCAAAGAGCUGGUUGAUUCGCUCCGAGCUGAAAACAAGAGCCAGAUGGAAAUGAGGAAGACGUUGACCGAUUUCAUCCAGACGGAGUUCAGGAACCUGAAAGCUCAGGCUGAAGGUCUCCACAGACAGAUAGAAACCAGAUCCUGAGGCUCGUUUCCCCUCCAAACAGCGAGCAGGACGGACUGACGGACGGACAGGUCGACAGACGGACGGAGCAACGGAUGUAGCGUUAGCCUGGUCAGAUGCUAAAACACGGUUUGGACUCUGGGUCGGGUCACUAACCUUCUGCUCUGGACGACAUGCUGGAUUUUCAGUUAAAUUAUGAAGAAAACGACGAUCAUCAGCGAUCGUUUUCUGUAUUUUGAAGAAACAGAAUCUCCAGUUGUUAAAUAAAAAGCAUGUUUUAAAGUGAAUUAGCGAACAGCUGCUGUGAUGCAGGUUGAUGGCUGAUCGUUUUGAAUGUAUGUUGAUCCAGAAAUUGUUUCUUCUGUGGAUUUUUAAUCAUUUCUGUUCCUAGUUUUCAGAUCAAAUCCAACCUGUGCCUCUAUUCACCUCACUUGUUUUUACAUUUGUUAUUCCUAAUUUUUAAUUCUCAUAUUUAAUUUAAAAUCAUUUCUGCUUUGAUUUAGCUACGUCAGGCUAGCAGUUUACGAAGGCGGCAAUUUAAAAUACAUUUAUGUUCUUUCUUCACUGUCUGCUUCGUGUUUUGAUGUUGAUUCUGAUGGAGAAUUCGACGUAAAGCUGCUCUUUAAGUGACCAGGAAGUGUUGUGCAGUUAAAGCGCCUGUGGAUUUACAAGCAUCUAUAAACUGAUGUCAGUCCUGAUUCGUUAACGUGCCAAAGCAUCAGCAGCUAAACACCUGGUUCUGUUUAUAUCUUUCCAUUUCCAUCAAGUUUUCUCUAAAAGUUGGACUUUUUCUGACUCUAUUAGCAUCUAAAUCUAACAGUUUUUACACGCCUCGACUCACAUUACAUGAUCUGAUUUUAUCACAGCAGCUUCCGUUUAGAUUUUGACCCCAUUUAAAUGUUUUUCCUCCAACUACUUCUAUGUUGAUUUAAUCUUCACACGUACAAUUUAUACAUGAAAAUAUUGAGAUUUUUCACUUCUUUCAUCCUGUUUUAUGCCAAAUAAUACGUCACUCUGCAAACCCAUUACUCUAAUUUUACUCCUCUUAUAUGUUCAACCCUUAAUUUUUCCAUCAAAACUACAAACUGACGUCUUUAGCCUGUUUUAUCUUUUAUAACUAAGGUAACUUUUCACGCUCGUUUACCUCAACGUUGUGCCACAUGUCGGUUAGGGAACCGUCUGGUUGAUUUCUGGUCUCUGUCUGAGGUCAGAGGUGCUUUAAUCUGUUUUCUGUCCUCUGGUUUCUGAUUCCUGCUCGGUUUUUCGUUUAUCUCUUUGCUGCAGCACCGAUCACUAUCACAGUUCUGGCUGAAUCGCUUUUACAGCCUGGCAGUUCAACACCAAACACUUGAUUUGUCAUAUUCUUGAUGGGUUUUUUUAUGGCCAUUAUGUGAAGGUUUUGGGAAAGUAUUGAUGUUUGGAAAAUGCUGGAUUUUCUGUAGAUCUACUAAGUUUUUGAAAUUAGCCCCAGCUUUAAUGCAUAUUUUGUAUAAAUAGAGAGUAUUUUAUCCCCAGAUUACUGACUUUUCUAAGGGAAACAGAACAUUAAUUUCCCAUUAUUUUAAGUGAAUCACCUUUCUGUCAUUGUUACUCUUUCCUCCUGUAUGCUUUCAAUAAAGCAUCUGACUUUUAAAGCUG
Xiphophorus hellerii (green swordtail) is the source of this 2584-nucleotide messenger RNA. RefSeq names its product tafazzin, phospholipid-lysophospholipid transacylase (gene tafazzin). The record is from RefSeq and is a predicted model, not a curated record. Gene Ontology annotation, molecular function: 1-acylglycerophosphocholine O-acyltransferase activity. The coding region runs from base 107 to 967 and encodes 286 amino acids. The transcript has 10 exons. Lineage: Eukaryota; Metazoa; Chordata; Actinopteri; Cyprinodontiformes; Poeciliidae. Gene Ontology annotation, biological process: inner mitochondrial membrane organization; cardiolipin acyl-chain remodeling. Gene Ontology annotation, cellular component: mitochondrial membrane.